Heterocephalus glaber (naked mole-rat) is the source of this 2382-nucleotide messenger RNA. RefSeq names its product G protein nucleolar 2 (gene Gnl2). Gene Ontology annotation, cellular component: nucleolus. Gene Ontology annotation, molecular function: GTP binding. NCBI's taxonomy places the organism in Eukaryota, Metazoa, Chordata, Mammalia, Rodentia, Bathyergidae. The record is from RefSeq and is a predicted model, not a curated record.
GGAGGAAGGGAGGGGCGCGAGCGGAAGUGAGGUAUUUUCGCCCUUGUGGUCCGGCUUGGUUUACGCGGCUCGCUUUGGCUGGGUCGGGGAAGUUCCGAGCUCGUUUACCCAGUAAGCCAGACCGGUCAUUGUCCCGUCGGCAAGAUGGUGAAGCCCAAGUACAAAGGACGGAGCACCAUCAACCCCUCCAAGUCCAGCACCAACCCGGAUCGAGUACAGGGAGCAGGAGGACAAAACAUGAGGGACCGGGCUACAAUCCGGCGCCUAAACAUGUAUAGGCAAAAGGAGCGCAGGAAUAGUCGUGGUAAAGUGAUUAAGCCUCUGCAGUAUCAAUCAACGGUGGCUUCUGGCACAGUGGCACGAGUAGAGCCAAAUAUUAAAUGGUUUGGAAACACACGUGUCAUUAAGCAGUCUUCAUUACAGAAAUUUCAAGAGGAAAUGGAUACAGUUCUGAAGGAUCCAUAUAAAGUUGUCAUGAAGCAAAGCAAGUUACCAAUGUCUCUUCUCCAUGACCGAAUCCAGCCUCAUAACUCCAAGGUGCACAUUCUUGACACCGAAAGUUUUGAAACUACAUUUGGUCCUAAGUCACAGAGAAAGCGGCCGAAUUUGUUUGCGAUUGAUAUGCAGUCACUGAUAGAAAAAGCUGAGAUAUCCACUGAGAGCUAUGACCAGGGCAAGGAUCGCGAUUUGGUAACCGAAGACACUGGUGUGAGAAAUGAAGCCCAAGAAGAGAUAUAUAAGAAAGGACAGUCCAAAAGAAUAUGGGGUGAGCUCUACAAGGUGAUAGAUUCAUCAGAUGUUGUAGUCCAAGUUCUUGAUGCUAGAGAUCCAAUGGGUACCCGUUCCCCCCACAUUGAGGCUUACUUGAAAAAGGAAAAACCCUGGAAGCAUCUUAUUUUUGUACUCAACAAAUGUGACCUUGUUCCAACCUGGGCAACAAAACGAUGGGUUGCUGUCCUCUCCCAGGAGUAUCCAACACUUGCUUUCCAUGCGAGUCUUACUAACCCCUUUGGCAAAGGAGCAUUCAUUCAGCUUCUGCGGCAGUUUGGAAAGUUGCACACUGACAAGAAACAGAUCAGCGUUGGCUUCAUCGGCUAUCCAAAUGUUGGCAAGAGCUCUGUGAUCAACACAUUGCGUUCCAAGAAAGUUUGCAACGUGGCCCCCAUUGCAGGUGAAACAAAGGUCUGGCAGUAUAUUACCUUGAUGCGUCGGAUAUUCCUCAUUGACUGUCCAGGUGUGGUUUACCCCUCUGAGGACUCAGAGACAGACAUUGUGCUGAAAGGAGUUGUUCAAGUUGAAAAAAUUAAGUCUCCUGAAGACCACAUUGGUGCUGUCCUAGAACGAGCAAAACCAGAAUAUAUCAGUAAGACAUACAAGAUUGAUUCAUGGGAGAAUGCUGAGGACUUUCUUGAGAAGCUUGCUUUCCGCACUGGGAAAUUAUUAAAGGGUGGAGAGCCUGACUUACAGACUGUGGGCAAGAUGGUCCUUAAUGACUGGCAGCGGGGGCGGAUCCCUUUCUUUGUCAAACCACCCAAUGCAGCGACGCCUGCAACCCCCCAGCUUCCUCCUUCCUCAUCUUUGGAAGAUGCUACCGAAACAACCCAGAACAACUUGGAAGAGACUGCAGAGACCAUAGGUGAAGUUUCAGAAUCUGUCAUUGAGAAAGAAGAAGAAGAGGACCGUCUCUGUGAUGCUAACUCUGAAAUGCAGCAGAUCCUUGCACGGGUUCGACAGAACUUCGGCAAAAUCAAUGUAGUGCCCCAGUUUUCUGAGGAUGACCUGGUUCCUGUAGAGGUGUCAGACAUCGAGGAAGAGCUGGAGAGCUUUUCUGCUUCUGAGGAGGAGCAGGAGCAGGACCAACCAGAUGUCAAGGAAGAGGCUUAUCAGGAGUCCCAAGAAGAGCAAGUGGGAAACGACACCAAAGCAGUGAUAAAAGCCCUGGAUGACAAGAUUGCAAAAUAUCAGAAGUUUUUAAACAAAGCCAAGGCUAAAAAGUUUUCGGCAGUCAGGAUAUCCAAGGGGUUAAGUGAAAAGGUUUUUGCAAAGUCUGAAGAACAAAAAGAAACACCUAAAGAAGAAGUAGUAAAUGAAACAGCAUGUACUAAAAAGGGAAGGAAGCGGAAGGCACAAAGGGAAGAGGAACAGUCAAGUAAAACUCAAAGGAUGCGUACAUCUAAGGAACGAAGGCGAGCAGCACGGCAGCAGCAAUCCAAAAAAGUUGGUGUACGCUACUAUGAAACACACAAUGUGAAAAAUAGGAACCGGAACAAAAAGAAGACCAGUGACUCAGAAGGACAAAAACACAAACAAACAAAAUUCAGACAUAAGCAGUAAUACCUAAAGAGUUGUUUAUUAAAUUAUACCAAAAUGUGCAAUUACAAA